CUCAGGCUCAGCCCGACCAUCACUCCUGACCGGUUCCGAGUUUGGGGACCGCCUUCCGACCGUCGCAGCCUUAUAAGCUGCGCCUCUCCUAGUCUAGGCGCGAGGCCGCCUCGCAACUCUCCUCUCCUCCAUACACCUCGCAAACAUGGGUAGCGUCGAACGGGUCGUCUUUCUGUCCCUGGUACUGGACCUCUUUGCGUUCACCAUCCCGCUACCACUCUUUCCCCGGAUCAUCGAGUGGUUUACCAAGCGCGAAUCCUCUGACCCAAGCGGCUUCCUGUCCCAAACGCUUUCGCUGGUCUCUUCAACAAGAGCACUAGUGUAUACACCCACGUCAAAUCCACAACGAUGGGAUAUUGUACUCCUAGGAGGCCUCAUGGGCUCGGUCUUCUCGGCUCUGCAAUGGUUCAUCUCUCCACGAAUCGGAGCAUUGAGCGACAAGUACGGCCGGAAACGGGUCCUCCUGGUAACGAUGAUCGGAAACAUUCUCUCUGGCUUGGUAUGGCUGAAGUCCACAACAUUCGCGACGUACAUGCUCUCGCGAAUUAUUGGCGGGCUUAGCGAGGGUAAUGUGCAACUGGCCAUUGCUAUUCUUUCCGACGUAACAACACCCGAGAACCGCGCUAAGGCUCUCGCCCACGUAGGCAUUGCCUUCGCCAUCUGCUUCAUCAUCGGGCCACCCAUCGGAGCGUACUUCGCGUCGCGCCCCCUCCCCGCAUCGAUCACCGCCUCCGGGAUCGAAUUUAACGUAUACGCCGUGCCCGCAUUGAUUACCGUGGUACUCCUCACUCUCGAGACGAUCUUCCUGGUCGUUGCGUUACCGGAGACACGGGGAAAGCGUGCACAACCUGCCCCAGCCAAGGCGGCCACGAAUGGUCACGCAAAUGGCACCGCGAAUGGAAAGAUCAAUGGCGCGGCCCAGCAGACGUCGAGGCAGGCAACCGUCGCGGAGCGCAUCUCGAUGCUCAAGACGCUGCAAAACCUGCACUUCCUGUUCCUCGGCGUGUUCUCUGGUGUGGAGUUUACUCUCACCUUCUUGACCUUCGAUUUGCUUGACUGGAACAACAAGCAGAACGGCGCUCUCAUUGGCUCCAUCGGAAUUAUCAGCGCCCUCCUCCAGGGAGGCUACGUUCGCCGCGCCCUCGCGAAGGUCGGAGAAGGAAACAUGGCCCGUCGCGGUAUCACCAGUUGCGCCCUGGGACUCGUCUUCCUCUCCAUCCUACCGCACAUGGUCGCGAGCUAUCCGACUAUCACCAUGCGCCUUCUCCAGGCCGCGGCGGUGUGCAUGGCGAUGACAUCGGCAACCGUCGUAAAUUCCCUCACGGCAUACGCAUCGCUUCAGUGCGACGACGUAUCCGUCGACCCGGACACCGGGAAGACCGUUGAGGAGCACCCUGACCUUGCUAAAGGCAAGGCAUUGGGCAAGUUCCGUUCCUCUGGCCAACUCGGCCGCGCGAUCGGGCCUCUGCUAGCCUGCGCAUCCUACUGGACCUUCGGGCCCUCACUAACGUACGCGGUCAGCGCAGUGGCCAUGUAUGCGCUCUCGGGGAAGAUAAAGUCUAUCACGAAGCGGCGGACUGUGACUGCGAGCAAAGUAGAGUAAACUAAUGAAUCCCGCACGCAUCGUACCCACUUUAUCUACAUUGUACUACACUCGGGAGCAUCUAAUUUAACGCAUACACUUAUCCAUC
Messenger RNA from Trametes versicolor FP-101664 SS1, 1691 nucleotides. Its product is annotated as MFS general substrate transporter. Gene Ontology annotation, molecular function: transmembrane transporter activity. The coding region runs from base 146 to 1603 and encodes 485 amino acids. Gene Ontology annotation, biological process: transmembrane transport. Gene Ontology annotation, cellular component: brush border membrane. NCBI's taxonomy places the organism in Eukaryota, Fungi, Basidiomycota, Agaricomycetes, Polyporales, Polyporaceae. The record is from RefSeq and is a predicted model, not a curated record. The transcript is spliced from 9 exons.